Molecule: messenger RNA, 372 nt
Organism: Paraglomus occultum
Lineage: Eukaryota; Fungi; Glomeromycota; Glomeromycetes; Paraglomerales; Paraglomeraceae
Source: the annotation of a GenBank genome assembly
AUGACUGAUGCUAUUGAGGCAACCCGCUGUGAAUUUAUUUCAUCAAUCCUGCAUGCUUCCCUUGCAAUCGCUCGAAGACAAACUAAAGAAGAAAAAGUUUAUAUAUCCUUACAAAAAGAUAUCUCGGGUGAAGAUGUAACUGGCCGUAUUAAUUAUGCAAUUAAGGGGAAGGAGGACCUUAUGUGCAUCGCUGAGGGGAAACCACGUAAUAUCAAAAUCGGUUAUCUUCAGAACAUCAGACAGUGGAAAGUGCGUACCAUACUAAUAAAGAUAAUAGAAAGCGAACUGCAGAACAAGCUUUUAAUAAUGAUGAACAUGACUAUCUUUACGGGAUCGUUACUACAAGUAUUACCCGUGGUAGCUCUGUUAUAA